This is a messenger RNA of Phlebotomus papatasi, 2371 nucleotides long. RefSeq lists its product as uncharacterized. NCBI's taxonomy places the organism in Eukaryota, Metazoa, Arthropoda, Insecta, Diptera, Psychodidae. The record is from RefSeq and is a predicted model, not a curated record. Bases 88 to 2277 code for a protein of 729 amino acids. Gene Ontology annotation, biological process: peptide metabolic process; proteolysis. The transcript is spliced from 3 exons. Gene Ontology annotation, molecular function: metalloendopeptidase activity.
CCUAGCGACUGAUACGUAAAACACAGUGGCAGUGAAAAUUGCUCCUUGAACUUUCAUUUUUUGAGAAAAUGUGUUAAUUUUGAAGAAAUGGCUGUGUCUCUGUGUGGAAAACGUGCCCUCCUCACUCGGGCACAAAACUAUGUGUGCCCCAAGAGGUUUGGCUACAUUGUUCUAGUCCCGGAAAUCGGUGAGGAUUUGCCGGAGAAGAAUCCCCUACAAAGAGAAGAUGGUCUGCUGGAGUUUGGUACAGUGACAGUGGAGAAAUGCGUUUCAGUUAUUGGCAAACAGGCGGUAGAUGUUGAGAAGCAGGUGAAGGAAUUGGAUGGACAGUUGGAGGCCAAGGAAGUGAGUGAUGUCUUCAGGGAAGUUGUUGAUCCCUUGGAGCACAUUGGAGCUCCACUGGAGACUACAUGGGGUCUCGCAAAGACACUGUAUUUGGGGAAUAGUGUCCUGAUGCCCACGAAGAGUUACAUAACAAUCCAUGAGAGGGCCAGAAGAGCCCGGAUGGCCAAAUUCUCCAGUCCCAGCAUCUACAAGGCCAUCAAGGAAGCCCAGCUCAAAGGAAGUGAAACCCUAACGGAAGAACAGAAGAGGAUUGUUCAGAAGUAUCUUCUGGAGGGAAAAUUGAAUGGACUUGAACUGAAGGAGGAUCAAAAACUUCGCCUGAAUCAUGUCCUCAGCAAAUUGGGCAAUGAGAGAUCAAAAUUCCGCCAAAAAGUCGAUAUGUCCACGAAGCAAUUUAACCAUGUGAUUGAAGAUUACGGCUUAGUGAGGGAUUUCCCACCGGAAGUGCUUCAGAUGUUUGCCAAGGAUCCCACACAGCCCACCAAGGGUCCCUGGCUGGUCACCCUGCAGCCCCAUGUGGCCGCAAACUUCCUUGAAUACUGCCCAGAUCGUACAAUGCGCUGGAAUUUGUGGCAAGCACAGACCAGGCGCUCCUCUAACUUCGGCGAGAAAUCCCUGGAGACCAGCACGCACAUCGAGGAGAUUCGGUUCUUGCGCAGAGAUCAAGCCAAAAUUCUCGGCUACGAUAGCUUUGUGGACAUGUCCAUGGAGACGAAGAUGGCUGGCAGCAGGAAGAGUGUCAGUAAGAUGCUGGAAGCUCUCAGGGAAAAAGCCAAGCCAGCGCAGGAUGCUGAACUGAAGUCUCUGCAGGAGUAUGCCGGGCAGUUUGGAUUCAAGGGUCAAUUGGAAGCCCAUGACAUCCCAUACUACAGACGGAAGCAACUAAAGGCUCUGCAUCAUUACGAUGAAGAAAUAAUCAGGGAGUACUUUCCACUGCCGAAAGUCCUCACUGGAAUGCUAGAGCUGUGUGAACGAAUGUUCCAAAUCAGAAUUGUGGAGCGUCCUGGAGUGGACACAUGGCAUGAAGAUGUGCGGUACUUCGAUGUGCUCGAUGAAGAGCAGCCCGUGGCGGGUUUCUAUCUGGAUCUGUACACGCGUGAAGAUGUCAAGAUGCAGAUGAAGGAUAAUUUUGGCUGGACUGUUGGCAUUAGGAAUCGCAGUUCAGUGACCAAGACGAAUCCUCUGUCUGCGCUUAUUUUUAAUUUUCCUUCGCCAAUUUAUGGGAAACCAUCUCUGUUGUCCUUUGACGAUGUAGUGAUGCUAUUUCAGAGAUUUGGCUAUGCUCUGCAGCAUUUGCUGACCAAGGUGAAUUAUUCCGAAGUGGCUGGAGUGUCAAAUAUUGAAUGGGAUGCUGUAGAAGUUGCCAGUCAUGUUAUGGCUCACUUCCUGUACAAUCCGACAACGCUGAAGGAGAUUUCAUCGCAUUAUGCCACUGAAGAUCCCCUAACGGAUGCCAUGGUGAAGAGUAUUCAGGCUUCCCGGACGCAUCUGGCGGGAUAUGAUCUGUGUCAGGAACUGUAUUUUUCAGCUCUGGACAUGGAGCUGCAUGCAAGGAAGGAUUUCUGGGUGGAUGUUAUGCGAGAACUCUGGCCGAGGUAUAUGACACUGCCGUUGGAGAAGAAGGAUGCUCAUCCAUGUUCCUUUACUCCCAUAUUUUCUGGAGACUGGGCAGCUGCAUAUUUCAGUCAUGUGUGGUCCCAGGUGAUUGCUGCUGAUGUCUAUUCGGCCUUCCAUGAAGCCUCGAGCAAUCCAGAGGCUCUGGCUGCUGUUGGAAGGCGCUUCAGGGAUACUUUCUUGGCCAUGGGAGGUGCAUGUGCUCCAGCAGAAGUCUUCAGACGUUUCCGUGGAAGAGAUCCCUCGCCCAAGGCACUGAUUUCUGUGCUGGGACUCAAGAAGUUCAAAGGGGGUGGCGAGGAGAGUGGCAAAAAGUAAUCCCAUAUCUAGCUUCCUAGCUCAUUAUGCAUUUUUCCCGUUUUCAUGUUGGAAAUUGUAAGUUUCCCCAAUAAAAUUUUAUGGUUAUGAAAAA